AUGUGGAGGAGGCAGGGACGGCCGCUGAGGCAAGAUGGCGGAUCACGCUGCAGGUCAAGUGCAGCACUGGUAUCCGCAUGGUGCCGGGUUUUCUGUGUUGUGGGUUGGUAUGUAUUCGCGCGGGGAGCCCUCAGCAAGAUCAAGAACAUGCCCUGCGUAACGUAUUCGCACCGCAGGGCUGGUGUAUGUUCAUCGAAAAACCCGCCAUGGACUUUGGUUGGCGUUGCUUAUCUCGCGAAGGAUAGGAAGACAAGCUGUUGGCCGCAGCGACUGUUGUAUGCUCAUUAAUUUUGUAUGUCUAUUUUCAGUCUACGUAUGGAUCUUUUGGCUCCAGGCCCACAGUCUUGUGCUUCUGCUGCACUAGAAGAACCCACAACCGAAAAAAAGCUCUGCCUUGCAUAGUUUGAAUCCCGGAUCGCUUCGCGGAAGCGUUUUCGGAGCGCUUACGCGGGAGCACUCUUCUGGGGGUCCUCUCCGCCACGAAGCCCCGUCGCGCGCCGCAGUAAAAGACAAGUAGAAACUGUCCGGACACCUUGCAGCCUCUUCGUGCUGAAGAUGCUGCGUGCUUUGCGGGUGUAUGUUGAGUAUCCAAGCAGACUCAGUGUGCGUUUCGCCCGCGCUUACACUUUUGAUUUCUACUACAUACAGGCCUUAGCUCUCACCUCUUUUCACUGCAUUUGCCGACAUUUCUGCACAUUCCCCCGUGCUUCGCAUAUGCGUUGCGUCUUGCUGUACAUUUGCACGCUGGCCCUGUUCUCGCUUGAGCAUAGAACUGCAGAUGGAAAGAUGGACACCCAUACGCGCGCUUGCGUAUUUUGUGCCUAA
Amoebophrya sp. A120 is the source of this 825-nucleotide messenger RNA. The record is from the annotation of a GenBank genome assembly. Lineage: Eukaryota; Dinophyceae; Syndiniales; Amoebophryaceae.